Messenger RNA from Sebastes umbrosus (honeycomb rockfish), 2642 nucleotides. It is a transcript of the gene cpa6, whose product is annotated as carboxypeptidase A6. The transcript has 11 exons. Gene Ontology annotation, biological process: proteolysis. Gene Ontology annotation, molecular function: metallocarboxypeptidase activity; zinc ion binding. Bases 254 to 1600 code for a protein of 448 amino acids. The record is from RefSeq and is a predicted model, not a curated record. Lineage: Eukaryota; Metazoa; Chordata; Actinopteri; Perciformes; Sebastidae.
CCACGUGACUCAGGUCCUCCUCAUUUUAAAAAGAGCUGCUACUCUGCAAUUCCCCCCAGAGCUUCAAAAGAGGUGCCAGAUGAGCAGAUUUUAGCACCUUUUGCACCUUCUGUGUCAGAGGGAGAACUAGUGGAGAGAGCACCGACACAGAGAAGUGACUGCUGCUGCUGCUGGACAGACUCACUCACAUUUUCUUCUCUGAUAAGUUGCAUCCUGCAAAGUAGUAGCCUGUCUUUUGAUCUGCUGGCUGAGGAUGGUACUGGACCAUUGGAGCGCAUUUGGCGCCUCCGUUUUACUGGCUUGUGUGAUAAUCUGCAGUAACGUGCCAUGUCCUGCCGGUGCCAUGUAUCUGUACAACAACCGCUACGCAGGUGAUCAAGUCUUCAGGAUAACCCCGAGUAAUGAUGAGGAGGUCGGAGCACUCAAGAAAAUUCUGGGACACGUGAAGGUGGACUUCUGGCAGCCCAACAGUGCGACUCUAAUCUGUCAAAACGCCACCGUGGAUGUCCAUGUAAAACGCAAUGACACGCUGGGUUUACAUGCACGCUUAAAGCGGGAACGUAUUGAUUAUCGGGUGUUUAUCUCCAAUCUGCAGAAGGAAAUUGAAAAGCAGACGGGAUAUCGCUCCUCUCGCAAGCGGAGGUCAGAGUCUCAGUACGACUACGAGGUUUACCACUCUCUGGAAGAGAUCCAGAGCUGGAUGUUUGAGAUGAACAGAACCCAAUCCAACCUGGUUGACAUGUUCUCCAUCGGGAAGUCGUACGAGGGAAGGCCGCUUUAUGUGCUUCAGAUAGGAAAGAGAAGUCGUCAUCAGAAGAAAUCUGUGUGGAUCGACUGUGGCGUCCACGCCAGGGAGUGGAUAGGACCUGCUUUCUGCCAGUGGUUUGUCAAAGAGGCCAUCAACUCAUACCAGCAUGACUCUGCGAUGAGACGACUGCUCAACCAGCUCAACUUCUACAUCAUGCCCGUCUUCAACGUGGAUGGAUAUCAUUUCAGCUGGACCAAAGAUCGGUUCUGGAGGAAAACAAGGUCCAAAAAUCACAAGUUCCACUGCAGAGGAGUGGACGCUAACAGAAACUGGAAAGUGAAAUGGUGUGAGGAAGGCGCCUCCUCUCAUCCCUGCGACGACACCUACUGCGGUCCCUUCCCCGAGUCUGAACCCGAAGUCAAGGCCGUCGCCAAGUUCUUGCGCAAACACAAGAAGCGCGUCAAAGCGUAUAUAUCCAUCCACGCCUACGCCCAAAUGCUGCUUUACCCCUACUCCUACAAGUACGCCACUAUCCCCAACUUCAACUGCGUGGAGUCAGCCGCUCAUAAUGCAGUGACAGCCCUGUACUCUGCCUAUGGAGUGAGGUAUAGAUACGGCCCUGCCUCCACAACCCUGUAUGUGAGCUCAGGCAGCUCUAUAGACUGGGCUUACAGGAAUGGGAUCCCGUACGCGUUCGCCUUUGAGUUGAGGGACACGGGAUAUUACGGCUUCCUGCUGCCCGAGUCCCUGAUCAGCCCGACCUGCACGGAGACUAUGAGGGCAGUGAAAGCCAUUGCAUCAGGUCUGCUGAAGAAGUGUGAAACAGACAGGGGCAGAUUUCCAUAUAUAUGAGGUCCCCGGAGCUCCACCUUCACAGUUACUUAUCUCCACACCUCAUAUUCCUCUGAGAUUUCAUAUUCCUCCCAGAUUACUAUCAGGUGAAGAAGAGCUGAGAAAGGACCAGCAAAGCAGGAAUUCUAAUUUGCUUUUCUUGUGUUUGACGUUGUUCGCCUUAUUUUCCUUUUCUGCUGAGAUAUGAACUGAUGGAGGCGUUUUUGUUUUUUUUGUGCCAAUAACUAUGAAUCCUAUGAAUGACCAGCCUGUUUACACACAAUAAGAUCCCACAUACAUUGUCAGAGAGCAGUGGGAUGUAGCAUGUAAUCCUCUCCUCCUUCCUCAAAUUCUAUAUUGCUCUCCUCUUACAGAAAUAUGAAUAAUGCAGACUUUUGCAUGAUAUAAGCUGAAUGGUGGUUAUGUGAGCACUUGUCACGAUACAACAGCACUUUUUUUUUUUUUUAAAGAAACAGCUAAUGUCUUCCGAAAAUGUAUUUCACAUGAACUGUUUUUAAUAAUCGUUAUUUUUUAUUCUGGUUUUAUUUUGAAAUUAGUCCUACCAAGUGCCAGUACCUUAAUGUUAAUGUAUUAAUGCCUUUAUUACUGCAACAUUGUUGGUGUACAUAAAUGAUGCUAUCACCUGACAAUCUUGGGUUUAAAUUGAGAUGUCUUUUGUUAGUUUUUUUCAUUUGGUUCAGGCUGAAAUUUGGAUUGAAUGACCUGUCAUAUCAUCAGCUUACUGUGUCAUUACUCAGGUAUGGAUCAAUGACAAAAGUCAGAAAUGUUUACUUUUGACAGCUUAUGUGCUUAAUAUGAGAUUUUAAUAAAUAUCUGACAGGAAUAAAUGUUGUUAUAUAACACAGUAAAUGUUCAUGCUGUCACAUUAAUCUUCAUGCUAUUCAUUUCAAAACAGCCAAAUGUCACAGUUGUACGCCAUAUUUGUGUUUUGUACAUGUUUUGUACACAUGUUGGUAAGGAUGGUUGAUAAUAUUCAUUAUUUUAGUUGCAUGAAUUUCAAUAUAAUAAACUCACUGACCUUUGAUAGCUCAGUUAAGCACAA